This is a messenger RNA of Drosophila melanogaster (fruit fly), 384 nucleotides long. RefSeq lists its product as uncharacterized. The coding region runs from base 153 to 314 and encodes 53 amino acids. The record is from RefSeq and is marked reviewed. The transcript has a single exon. NCBI's taxonomy places the organism in Eukaryota, Metazoa, Arthropoda, Insecta, Diptera, Drosophilidae.
ACUUCAUAACCAUUUGUUGGUUUUAUUUUUAAAAGUGUCGCACUCCAGUCCCCAAAAUCUAGCCCCUCUCAUCGGCUUUCGGCGCAAUUUGGAGGGCGUAAUAAAAACAAAAUGAAAUCAAGGCGAGUGCACCCUUUUGAAAAGUGCCCGAAAUGUUUUCAUUUAUUUUUGGAUGCCCCCCUAGGACUAUUCUCCCCUUUUGUCUUUCGGCGGGGCCAAUCACCGCGAGGGGAUUAGAUGCUCUUUGGGCGUGUGGCACCACAAGAUCUUUGUCAUUGAACUUGAAAAAGUGCCGAGGAGACGAGAAAACGUGAUUAUACCCUUUCAACGCAUUUUGGGCAAUCCGACAUGAAUAACCCGAAUGUGUGUUUUCCGAAAAUAAAU